CGCCAGCCUAGAACAUUAGGGAAGUUGAGCCUCCGCCUCCACCCCCAAAACUCAAGGGGCGCAAAAAAUGGAACCGAGCCCCCCAACGGACGGCAGCAGCCAGUAGCGAAAACCAGUAGAGCGGCCGCGGCCGCGCCUACCUUCGCUCCACCCCAUCCCAUUUCCCCUCCUCUAUUCCAACCGCCUUCCUUCCACCUCAGGUUUCCUUCGGCUCAAAAAAAUGGCGGACUCGCAGGUGGAGGGGCUGCGGAAGGCGUACGCGGCAAUCAUGCUAAAUAUGGCCAAGGAGUCGGCGGCGCGGGUGCUGGCGGCGGAGCGGAGCGUGGCCGUGCUGACUGGAGGGAUUGCGGCGGCCAAGGAGGAUGGCGUCGCGGCUCUCGUCCGGCUGAAGAAUAUCAUGAAGGACAGGAUGAAGCAGGUGGAAUUGCAAUCUUUGGCACAUGUUAGAAAGAUCAGUGAACUUCAGGAGCAAUUACAUGAUGCUCGAAAUACUGUGGCAUCCCUUCAAGUUGAGCUGCAGAGAGCAAAUACCGAAUUGGAGGAGACACGGAAAACUUUAGCAGAGGAAAGAAUGAAUAUCCUUCCAACCUGUGGUAAGAUUGGUUCAAAUAAAAGCAAGAUCUCUCGUUCUAAGGUGCAUCUCCAAAAUAGAAGUUUGUCAUCAAAGGACAAAAAUACCGUUUGCCGCGUUUCCAGUGACGCCAAGGAAAAUGGAGCUGUUGUAAACAUGGAAAACCUGUAUCAUCGUGGUACUGAUAUGUCAUCAUUUAUAGCAAGAAAUAAGAAACGUGAGUUGUAUCGUAAUGGGUGUACACAGCGCAUUCGCGCUCUUAAACAGCGGGAUCCUGCUGCAGACUCCUCUAAACAAAGCAGCAAGGAGGCUAGUGCGUCGAAUAACCAUUCAAAGACUGGAAAGAGCGAUAGUGUUAGGAGCACUAGACAGACGAGAUCCACCAUCGAACAGAUACUUCAAACAAAGUUUCUGGCGAACUGCAAGCGCAAGAGAGGUCAACGAAGCAGGCCUGGUUAUAAGCAUGAUAGUUCUGAUGUGCAUGUUAAAACAGAAGAUAAAUCAUCUGGCACCUCUGAUGAAAACGGGUGUUUGCUGCUUCUUCAGGCACUCGAACAUGAUCUUUCACCUCCAGAUUUGUUUUCCGGACAUAGUGGUGAGGGGUUAACUGAUUUGAAGGACGAUUUGUUGAUGGGUGGGAAGGUUGCUGACUUCAAUUCUUGCAUGGCCUCCCCUGGCCCAAUAGAUGCACAUGCAAUCAGCAACAUGCGAGCGACAAGGAGAAAAAGAUCUAAGAUGGUUAGGGUUUUUGAAGCUGGUUGUUCUGAGUCCAAAAGUGUUCCAGGUAACAAUCUGCUAAGAUCAACCAAUGAGGAUACCAUUUUUGAGAAUGGGCAGAGCUCUGAAAGGAUAGAUGAUCACUCUGAUACAUCUGCCAUAAAUAAUGCUUCCGUUUUAAGUGAUGUGACUAAAAUUCUGAUUCAUUCGAGUGGUGCCAAUAAUGAUCAAUUUCAGUCUGGGGGCAGCUCCCCACUAGUAUUUCAGUCAACCAAAAGUCAAGUUGAUGGUGAAGGUGAAUUACGAGCGAAGCAUCCUGACUGCAGAACACCGGAGAAUAAUUCAGCAAAAAGGAAAGAAGUUAAAGUGGAUGAAAGUUGCAAUUUAACUUCAGACAGAGCUGAUCAUUUAAUCAUCAGCUCCUUGGAGAAAGAACAAAACGCGAAAGCAGCAUCCGGUGUUUCCAUGCAACCUGAAGGUGUGAGAUGUAUCAAAUACACAUUCAAUCGCAGGAAACGGAAGAAUGUGUCUUUGAACAGCAGCAGUCUGGUUAGUCUAGCUGACAAACAAGAGUCUCAGGCAAAGCCUGAGACACAAAAUCACUUCGUAGAAUCACCUAAAGGCGACAACCAACUAGCCCAUGUUGCCCAACAGCUCAUUUUGUUGUCAGAGCUGAAGUGGUAAGAAUUUUGCAAUGCAUAAACCUGAAAGGCCGGAUGGGUUCAGUGCAAUGAUGGUUAAGAGAUAUGCUUCAAUAAGUGAUGCAAUAGAUUCUUCAACGGACGAGAAACUACAUCUGGUGGCAAGCAGCAGCAGCAGCAGCAGAGCAGUCAAGAAAUCUGGAUCAUAGUUUAGCAUGCAACAAAGAGUGACUUAACAUAUACCUCAGCCAGUUGUUAUUUUAGAAGAAUGUACAAAUUAGGUAAUGAAUUUGGAACUGUUAUUUAGUAGAUGUUGAAUUGAAACUAUUGGUUUAUAAGCAGGUGAUUAUUUUUGAAUUAUUAUGUGGGGUCAUCGGAAACUCGAUCGGGAAAGGAUUGCUUUCUGGAGCAAAAAAGCGGUUCUCCGAAGUUGAAAGCAGCCUCUAUUCCCGAGCCUUGGUGGUGUUGGGAUUUCAUAAAAGAUAAAAUUGGUUUGGCGCGUGCGGAAGACAAUGAAGUUUUUUCUUUAAUAUAAUGUAGUGUUUUGGUGGACCCCUUGUGA
Triticum aestivum (bread wheat) is the source of this 2491-nucleotide messenger RNA. RefSeq lists its product as uncharacterized. Bases 221 to 1972 code for a protein of 583 amino acids. The transcript has 5 exons. NCBI's taxonomy places the organism in Eukaryota, Viridiplantae, Streptophyta, Magnoliopsida, Poales, Poaceae. The record is from RefSeq and is a predicted model, not a curated record.